This is a messenger RNA of Linum tenue, 2606 nucleotides long. The record is from the annotation of a GenBank genome assembly. NCBI's taxonomy places the organism in Eukaryota, Viridiplantae, Streptophyta, Magnoliopsida, Malpighiales, Linaceae.
CUGCUGCUGUGCUUUGUCUGUGAUCCUCCCUUCCUUCCCUUCCCCACUCCCGCACUUGAGUUGAUUUGAUUCAAGCAAAGCUGCCUUCGAAAGAACUAUGACGCAGUGAGAUUCCCGUUUUGCUCGUCUCCUCCACCCGAUAAAGCCAGCGGAAAACCAAAAGCAAAAACAUAUCCCAUCUGAUUUCUCUCUCUCUCUCUCUCUCUCUCUCUCUCUCUGCCAGCAGCAACCAGCAAGACGGAGAGAGCUGGGCGCUACGUUCAAAAAAAUCUCAAACAUCAGGAUACGAUCUCUUCUCCCCCAAAUUUCUCAACUUGUCCCUUCUCUCCAUCCACAAAAGCGUUGAACUUCUUCUUCUCCUGACCAAGACAAUCAAGCCCCUGUGUUCUUCUCCUUCGCCAUCCCUUUUGCUUUGCUGGGUAUUGCUUUUGUUUUGACUGGCUUUCGCUUUCCCCUCUCCCUCCUCCUCCUACCCACUUUUCCUUUCGCCCGCAAAUUCAAUUGGGCAAGCGUGAAAAAUCCCACUUUUCCUCUCUUUCGGUUCAACUCACUAAACAUCAUCACUAGGUUUCCCGCCUACAAAAUUUGCGCCCCUCCCUUUCUCUUCUUCCCCCCCAUUCUUCCUGCUGCUUCUUCUGUCAUGGAUUUCUUGAGGUUUCGAUUGUGCUUUUUCCUUCCCCAUUUGUUUUGACUAUCAUGGUCGUCGAGCCUUCAGCUCUGGACACCGGCAAAUAUGGUUGGAGGAGAAACUGGCGGCGGCACUGGGUUCGGUAGGGUCCCAGUCAUUGAUAGCAAAGGGUGUUCCAGGCUUUUCCUUGGAAUGGGAUUCUCUUCCUUUUCUUCUUCCUCCAAUUCCAUGCCUUCAUUCAGAGGUUUGCAAUCCUUCGAUUCAAUGCUUCCUGUUGCCUCCUCUGCUGGCUCUGGAAUGGCUGCUCCCCAAAAUGCUCCGUUCGCCGGUCUCACCAUUUGUGUCACUGGUCUCUCCAAAGAAGCAAGGAAACAAGUUAUGGAGGCCACAGAGAGAUUAGGUGGUCAAUACAGUCCAAAUUUGCACCCCCAGUGUACCCAUUUGAUUGUCCAAAUAUCCUUCAGGCACAGUUAUGGUGGACGCAAGUUUGAGCAUGCUUUGAAACAUGGAUCGCGAAACGGCCUCUUCGUUGUUGCAUUAGGAUGGUUUGUGGACAGUGUCAGGCGCAAUGUUAGGUUGAGUGAGUCACUCUACGCUGUGAAGAAUUUGGGAGACAAUGGAGUGCGAUUAGAUGAUUUAAACCGGCUCGUUGGUUUCACUGAUGCUGAAAAUUCAUGUUUUCCUGAUGGUGUUAGCAACAGCAAACAAUUUGACAUGACUGAGAGACCAGCACAUAAGCAUGCUCCUCGGAAAGCUUCUAGCUGCAGUAAUGAUCUGAUUUUCUCUGGUAAUGCCAUGUUUGUCGAUCCAGAUGUUUCAAAUGAUCUCAAGAUUAAGGUCCGAGAGGCUGCGAGCCAAGAGGGUGCCACAUUCUUAGAUCGAUGGUUUGUUGGUUGCGGUGCGAGCCAUAUUGUGUGUGAAGAAGCUUCUGUGCAGAGAUACCUCGGCCACACUAACAAUCUUGUUACACCGCUGUGGGUUUUGAAAACUGUAAAGGAGAAACAAGUGCAGAGGCUUGUUCACAUCUCUGCUGAUUUGGCCAGGCAGGUUGCUACAACGCUUGAAAAUUUUCCACAUGGCAUUGCUGGCAAGGAAGGUUACAAGGAAAAUAUUCCUCAACGUGAUAGCGAGGCUUCUCUAGGUAAAGUCAGAGAUGCAGAGAGGCAAAGGGUAGUGGAAGUUGCUAAGCAAUGGGUUAGAAAUCGGCGUGGUCGUCGCAUGCAGACAUGCCAAACACCACUUCGUCCAAUAACUCCAAGCAGUCUACUGGAUUCAAUUUGCUGGUCGGUAUCUGAGCCAGCUUCAACUGCUUCUAUUUACACAGACUGUGUUAGCAGCGUGGAUGUCAGCGAAGAAAAUCAGACCUCUGUGUUCUAUGAUGCAAAAGGUGAUGGCAAGGAGGACUCGGAUCAGCUGGUGGCUUCAUUUGCAAACCUAACCAGGCCCCUCACAGAAAGUGAGAAAACUGAACUUGUCUUCCGCAACCAUUUCCUCACUAUCCUAUUUCCAGUCGACCGGUUUUCUGAGAUGGGACCUACUUCGAAAACCUUUUUCUGUGACGGUGGUUUUACUUGUUUACAGGUUUUGGAUCACAUCUAUGCAUUUUACCAGGAGAAUAUGUCAGUUGCAGAAAUAGAGGUUGCAAUUCACACAGACUCGAGACAUGGUGAUCGGCUUCGAUCUGCCUACUGCAGUAAAGAAGCAGCAGAGCUUGGAUAUGCGAAGUUUAAACGUAUCGACUUCUUAGGGAGUCGCCGGAGUUUUGAGAUGUUGAAACGGGUUACUGGGGACAACAGUAGUAAUAAUGUAUAUGAGCUUUUGAUUAGGGCGUAACAAGCUACCAGGCUCCUAUCCUUUAUUACUAUUUCCCCCCUUUCUGGCAACAAAACUGCCUAGCUUAUCUCUCUGGGCUUCUCCAUUUUUCUUCAGCUAGCAUUAUACAAAACCGAGGCCAGCUUGUCUUCUGAAAAAUAAACAA